Molecule: messenger RNA, 1705 nt
Organism: Hibiscus syriacus
Lineage: Eukaryota; Viridiplantae; Streptophyta; Magnoliopsida; Malvales; Malvaceae
Product: serine carboxypeptidase-like 42
Exons: 11
Coding region: 166-1584 (472 amino acids)
Biological process (GO): proteolysis
Molecular function (GO): serine-type carboxypeptidase activity
Source: RefSeq, a predicted model, not a curated record
UUUAUAGCAAGUUCCUAUAUUGAGCACAAUUCAGAUCUCUUUUCAUUCAUUAAAAUCCAUAUAUAAUGAUAUCAUAAGCUACCUUUUUUUAAAGCAAACCCAGAAUUCACGUGCUACUUAGGUGUAAUUCAUCUGUGUGAAGGAAAAAAAAUAAGGUAUUUUGAGAUGGGUAGGUGGAACGAGUUUGUUGGGGUUUUGUUGAGCAUUGCAUUGGUGGUGGUUGUGGUGGCAGUGGAAGGGUAUCCGGCGGAGGAUCUGGUGGUGAAAUUGCCCGGUCAGCCGCGGGUUGGGUUUAAGCAAUAUGCUGGGUAUGUUGAUGUGGAUGUAAAUGCUGGGAGGAGCUUGUUUUAUUACUUCGUUGAAGCUGAUAAAGAUCCUGACAAGAAGCCACUAACUCUCUGGCUCAAUGGAGGGCCGGGGUGUUCCUCCGUUGGUGGGGGUGCUUUUACUGAACUCGGUCCAUUUUAUCCUCGAGGUGAUGGCCGAAGCCUUCGGAUAAACUCAAUGUCAUGGAAUAAAGCAUCAAACCUCCUGUUUGUUGAGUCCCCUGUUGGUGUAGGAUGGUCUUACUCAAAUACCUCUUCGGAUUUAAUUCGUGGGGAUGCUUCCACUGCCAGGGAUAUGCAUAUUUUCAUGAUGAAUUGGUAUGAGAAGUUCCCAGAACUUAAGUCCAGAGAACUGUUUCUUACUGGAGAAAGUUAUGCAGGGCAUUACAUACCACAGUUGGCUGAAGUUCUACUAGAUCAUAAUGCAUAUUCAACUGGUUUUAAGUUUAACAUCAAAGGAGUUGCCAUCGGGAAUCCGCUUCUCAGACUUGACCGGGAUGUUCCGGCGACAUAUGAAUUCUUCUGGUCUCACGGGAUGAUUUCUGAUGAAGUCGGGCUUACUAUCAUGAAUGAUUGCGAUUUCAAUGAUUAUACCUUUGAAAGUCCUCAUAAUGUAUCCCAGUCCUGCAACAAUGCCAUAGCUGAAGCAAAUAGCAUCGUUGGUGAUUACAUAAACAGUUAUGAUGUCAUUCUAGAUGUUUGUUAUCCAUCUAUUGUAGAACAAGAACUACGAUUGCGGAAAAUGGCCACAAAGAUGAGUGUUGGUGUGGAUGUGUGUAUGAGCCUUGAAAGGCGUUUCUACUUUAACCUCCCUAAGGUUCAGAAGGCACUUCAUGCCAAUCGCACCAAAUUACCUUAUCCUUGGAGCAUGUGCAGUGAUCAAUUAAGGUACAAUGACACUGAUGGUAACAUAAACAUCCUUCCUAUUCUCAAAAGAAUUAUCCAAAAUGGACUUCCUGUCUGGAUAUUUAGUGGGGAUCAAGACUCGGUUGUGCCACUGCUCGGCUCAAGAACACUGGUUCGUGAACUAGCUAAUGAUUUGAAGUUCAAGAUUACAGUUCCGUAUGGAGCUUGGUUUCACAAACACCAGGUUGGAGGUUGGGUGACCGAAUAUGGCAAUUUAUUGACCUUUGCCACUGUGAGGGGGGCUGCACAUAUGGUACCAUAUGCACAACCAUCAAGAGCCUUGCAUCUAUUCAGUUCAUUCAUACAUGGCCGGCGACUGCCGAAUAACACACAUCCUCCCGUACAAGAAUGAGAGAAUACUGCAACCGAACGGCAACAGUCUGAUAGAGUUGCAAGUUAAUUAAAGCUUCAGAAUUUGCUCAUCUCCAAAAGGUAAUAAGAGAAUACGGGCGUCGUCACCAGAAGGAAAAGAU